Messenger RNA from Closterium sp. Naga37s-1, 206 nucleotides. The record is from the annotation of a GenBank genome assembly. NCBI's taxonomy places the organism in Eukaryota, Viridiplantae, Streptophyta, Zygnematophyceae, Desmidiales, Closteriaceae.
AGAACAUCUCGCUCCUGGCAGAAGAGGAGGUGGGCAGCCGUGCAGCGCGAAUUCAACGGGCCAGUGUUCCUCCUCACAAUGUGGAAGCAAUGCCAGCCCCGACAGGUGAUCCCGUGGCAGCAGCGGCGGACGCAAGGGCCCAAGACGUUCGCUCCCCCUCAGAACUUGCAGAAAUGGAGGGGCUGUGGGAGGGAACGGAACACUAG